GUAAAACUGUUAACGUCUUCGCGUGUGCCAUUAAGUAUAGGACCAUCCCCACUCCCUGAUCUCAUUCCUAGCCUUCAAGGCGGUGUGACUGAUAAACUCUCUAGACGGCAAUCACCUUUCAUGACCUAUCGUUAUCAAACCCCAACCAGUUAAACGCUGACAACGCUAGACAGCACACAUCAUGUUAGAUCCGCUCGCAUUGGUAGUCAUUGCUGCUGGGCUGCUCUACCUCUUCUAUCACUUCAUCAGCCGCAAAUACCAGUUCUUCGCGGAGCGUGGAAUACCGUUCGUGAAGCCGACCUUCCCCUUCGGAAAUAAUGCACCGGUUUUGCUCAAACGGGAAGAUCUCCUAAAGAAUGUCCAAAAAUUGUACCAAUCAUUCCCAAAUGCCAAAAUUAUGGGUCUGUACGACUUCAUCAAACCGAUCAUGCUGAUUCGCGAUCCGGAUGCUAUCAAGCAAAUUGGCGUCAAAGACUUCGAUCACUUCCAGGAUCAUAUGCCAAUGUUUAUUCCCGCGGACUGCGAAGACGCCGGAACGGACAGUCUCUUCGGUAAUUCGUUGUUCGCGUUGCGUGGACAGAAAUGGCGCGAUAUGCGAGCGACCCUGAGUCCGGCCUUCACCGGGAGCAAGAUGCGCCAUAUGUUCGAGUUGGUGUUGGAUUGUGCCCGUGCGUCGGCGGAAUACUUCCGCGAGGAGGCCAAAGCCGGGCGAACCACCGAGUACGAGAUGAAGGAUGUGUUUUCGCGGUUCGGCACGGACGUGAUCGGAUCGGUGGCGUUCGGGAUCAAAGUGGACUCGCUGCGCGAGCAGAAUAACGAUUUCUAUGUGAAAGGGAAAGAGAUGCUGAAUUUUCAAAAUCUCAAAACAUUGUUCAAGGUGAUCAUGCUUCGUGUGUGUCCGAGUUUGACGACUCGUUUGAAGGUGGAUAUCACAAGCGCUGAGAUGAAUGCGUAUUUUAAGAGUAUGAUCAUGGAUAACAUGAAGCAACGGGAGAUUCACGGAAUAGUACGAAAUGACAUGAUAAACAUUCUGAUCCAGGUGCAGAAGGGUGCUUUGCAGCAUCAAAAGGACGACCAGGAUGCCAAAGACGCCGGUUUUGCCACGGUGGAAGAAUCGAGCGUCGGAAAAACACUUCACAAUCGCAUUUGGUCCGAGAACGAACUCGUUGCGCAGUGUUUCCUAUUCUUCUUGGCCGGUUUUGACACGGUUUCUACGUGCUUGACGUUCCUCUGCUAUGAGUUGCUUGUCAAUCCAGAUGUCCAGCAAACUUUGUACCAAGAGAUCAUGGCCGUCGAAGACUCCCUGAACGGGAAAUCUCUAUCCUAUGAAGUCCUCCAGAGGAUGCGUUACCUGGACAUGGUCAUCUCGGAAUCGCUACGCCGUUGGCCGCCGGUUCCAUUCGUUGAUCGCUACUGCGUCAAGGACUAUGUGUACGACGACGGCCAGGGAACGCGAGUUUCCAUACAGAAGGGUCAAAUCGUUUGGUUUCCGAUCGCAGCCCUACACCACGACUCGAAAUACUUCCCGGAGCCGAUGAAAUUUGAUCCGGAACGGUUCAGCGAGCAGAACCGAAAUACGAUCAAUCCAGGGACGUAUUUGCCGUUCGGAGUGGGUCCGAGGAACUGUAUCGGAUCGCGGUUUGCACUGAUGGAGGUGAAGGCGAUUGUGUAUCAUCUGUUGAAAAAUUUUACGCUUGAAUUAAGUGCCAAAUCUAAGGUUCCACUACAGUUGAAAAAGAGCUACCUCGCAAUGGUGCCGGAGGGUGGUAUGUGGUUGGAAUUCAAGCCACGAAAUUCAUAAAAUGUAAAUCAAACAUGUGAAUUAUAAACCUAUAUUGGAAUGGAAGAUGAGACAUAAACUUUAUAUGUAACUAGUCGACCCGGCAGACGUUGUCCUGCAUAGUAGGCAAAAAUUCGCUUUGUGUACUUCCCAUGCGAAAUUUGCACACAAUUCUUAAUUUUAGUUUUUCACGAUUUACCCAACCUUUUUCGUAAUUUUCGCAUUAGAAAAUAUCAUAUAAACCUGUCGGAAACGAUAACUAACAUAUUUGCUGAAGAAAUGAAGAAAGUCCAUCCAACCGUUUUCGAGUUAUGCGGAUAUGAACACAGACCAUUUCAUUUUUAUUAUAUAGAUAGAAAUAAAUUCAAAAUGCAAUGCUUA
Messenger RNA from Armigeres subalbatus, 2161 nucleotides. RefSeq names its product probable cytochrome P450 9f2. Gene Ontology annotation, molecular function: oxidoreductase activity, acting on paired donors, with incorporation or reduction of molecular oxygen; monooxygenase activity; heme binding. The transcript has 3 exons. The record is from RefSeq and is a predicted model, not a curated record. Bases 182 to 1801 code for a protein of 539 amino acids. Lineage: Eukaryota; Metazoa; Arthropoda; Insecta; Diptera; Culicidae.